UGGAAACGCACACCCACACCGAGCAGUCGGUCGAGUAGUCGCUUGUUCCGCUCCGUCUAACUGUAUUGUAUUGUUAAUAACAACCCAAAGGAUUUCUUAAUUUUUUAUUUUUUUUUAAACCAUAAGCAGGAGGACGACAGCACACUUAACAGGUAACGUUUUUUUAAAUCAGCGCCUGUUUGUCAACUUGUCAUUUUGGCACAAACAUGACGGAGGUGGCACAGGUUACGGCAGUCGUUGCCCAAGACACUGAAAAUGACAAUGAACUCAGCAUGAGCGACGCAGAAAACAAAGAUGAUGAUACUGCACAGGUAGACGUGGCCCUUAAAGAAGACGACGACAACACUGAGGAGAAAAGUGAGACGAUGUCAGGCAAAGACAAAGAGGAAAAGGCCUGUCACGAGGAUAAUAAAGAAAGUACUGAGACAGACAAGCCACAUAUGAAUGGUGUGAAGCACAAAGAAAAAGGUUCAGCCGAGAUGGAAUCAGAUGCCGUUCCCGGUGACGCAGAGGAUGGAGAGAAGAACGAUGAACAACCGGAUACAAAUGAAGACCAGAAUAUGUCUGAUUUGGCAAUUAAAAAAGAGAAACUUCUACGAACCAGAAAGCCAAUCGCCCGAAGCUACGUACCCAAGCUGAACAAAGACAAGGGAGAUGUGACGAACAAGUUUGAGACCAUGCAGAAGGCCAGGGAGGAGCGCAGCCGGAAGAGGAACAACGAAGAGCAGCAGAAGAGAAAAGAGCAAUUUAUCAAGGAGCGAGAGUGGAACCGCAAGAAGCAGCAGAUAAAAGAGCUUCUUGCAUCCAGUGAUGAGGAGGAAGAGGUGAAACCAGUGAAGGUGGAAAAAUCGUAUGUCCCCAAAAUCACAGGUAGUGUAAAGGGGAAGUUUGCAGAAAUGGAAAAGCAAAGACAGGAAGUGGAAAGGAAGAGGAUGGAGGGGGAGAGGAAGAAAAGGGAAACCCAGGACUACAUGGAAAAAGCCAAAAUCAAGAAGGAACUGGCUCAGAAAGCAGCCGAGGAAGGAGAUGACACCAUCCUGGUGCGGGUGGUUCCAGCGAAGUCAUCACGAACUCCAGGAAGAAUCAAAAUGAACUUUGAAGAUAUCGAGAAGAAUCGGGAGGACGAACUGAAGAAGGCAGCAGAGGAGGAGAAAAAGAGACGGUACAUUGAAAACAAACACUCCUUCAGGGAAGCCAAGCGGCGCUCUGUUGUGCAGGAUGACGAGGAAAAGCCCUCAGAGAAGGUGCAGAUGGCUCCCGGAAAGCUGAAGAUGACGUUUGAGGAGCUGGAGAAAGAAAGGCAGGAGCAGAGGAAGAAGCUCGCUGAGGAGGAAUCCAAACGCCGCCUGAUUGAAGAGAAGAAAUCUUUUGAGGAGGCCAGGCUCGAAAUGGGAGACGAUGAGGAAGAUGCUCAGGCAUCCCAGGAAGACAAAGACGAGGUCCGACCGGGAAAACUGAGGUUGAGCUUUGAAGAGCUGGAGAGGCAAAGAGUUGAAGAAGUGCGCAAGAAGGCAGAGGAGGAGGCCAAGAGACGGAUGGAGGAGGAGAGGAGAGCUUUUGCUCAAGCCAGAAAGAGCAUGCUUGUCGAUGAGGACGACGAGGCGCUGAUGGCCUUGUUGAACCUGGAGGGCAGUGAACCUGGGAAGAUCUGUGCCAGUUUUGAGGAGCUGGAACGCCAGCGAAGAGAAGAAGAGCAGAAGAAAGCCGAGGAGGAGGCCAAGAAGAGACUGGAAGAAGAGAAGAGGCUUUUCGCUGAGGCCCGCAAGAGUAUGAGCCCCGGCCUGGAUCAAGAAAUGUCUGCAUAUGGAGAUGAAACAGUAGAAAAUGAGGAAGAAGGGAUGGUUAAGAGUGAGUCUCAGGAAGCAUUGCAUCCAGGAAAACUGGAGAUAAACUUUGAGGAGCUGCUGAAACAGAAGGCGGAAGCUGAGAAACGACGUAAAGCAGAGGAACGCAAAAAGAAAAUGGAGCAAGAAAAGCAGGAAUUUGAGCAGCUCAGACAAGAGAUGGGCGAGGACGAAGUAAAUGAAAGCUCAGAUGUCGUGAGCAAAGAAUAUGAAGAACUGACAAAGCUUAAGAGGACCGGCUCCAUUCAGGCCAAAAACCUCAAGUCCAAGUUUGAGAAGAUCAAGCAGCUGACAGAAGAGGAAAUUCAGAAAAAGAUAGAGAUGGAAAGAGCACGGAGGAAGGCGGUUGAUGAGGAAAUUAAAGAGAGAGAGACUGAGAGGUUCCAGGAGGAGGAUGAGGGAGGAGAAUCAACUCCACUCAGGGCCGAAGAAUCACCGUUCAAACAGAAGGUGGACAUGCGAGCUCGAUUUGAGCAAAUGGCUAAAGCCAGAGAAGAGGAGGAGAGGAAGAGGAUAGAGGAGCAGAAGCUGCAGAGGAUGCAGUUUGAGCAACAGGAGAUUGAUGCUGCGCUCCAAAAAAAGAAGGAGGAUGAUGGGGACGAGGAGGGUAGCAUCAUCAAUGGCUCUGCCGCCUACGAAGACGAGGAGGAUCACGCCAGGUCUGGGGCUCCUUUGUUUAAAAAGCCGCUCAAAAAUCAAUCGGUGGUGGACUCCGAGCCGGUUCGGUUCACUGUUAAAAUAACCGGCGAGCCAAAGCCGGAGGUCACCUGGUGGUUUGAGGGGGAGAUGCUUCAAGACUGUGAGGACUAUCAGUAUAUAGAUAGAGGAGAGACCUAUUGCCUGUACCUGCCGGAAACCUUCCCCGAGGAUGAGGGAGAGUACAUGUGCAAGGCUGUGAACAGCAGAGGCACAGCAGCAAGUACAUGCAUCCUCACAAUAGAAACUUAUGACUACUGAUGCCCUUCCACGCUCUGGAAACUUUCCCUGUUGUCUCUCACUCCCUUUGUAAAUCUUUGUCCCACAUGGUAUAGUAUGGUCAAACAGCAGAGGGAAGGAAAUAGCAGUAUGCUUGGCAUUCCUUAGGGAGGGACACACACACACACACACACACACACACACACACACACACACAUAAAGGCAAGAUGUUGUUUACAUAUUGCUCAUUCAUAAAGCUGCACUUCCUGUUAAGAGUAGGAUAAUAUUUGUGCCAAAAUCAGUUGUGAUUCUUCGUCCCCAUGCCAGGGGUUGCGCAAAAAUGUAAACUAUCUUUACUGAGAGGCCCUACUGACAUAUGUAAUAUCAGUGAUUAUUAAGUGUUGUAGUUCCGUAUUGAAAAUACAAACCCCAUUUACCGAAAAGUUGGGACACUGUCUGAAAAUUCAAUAAAAUACUAAGUGGUAUAAUUUGUUUGGGGGUGGGGUAAAGUAGAAUGUUGUAGUUUUUGUGUCACGGACCCGAAACCAGUGCAGGCGGUGCAGACCUGCGCUGCCAUUAUGAGUUCACGUACUAUCAAAGUAAUCUUUGAGACAUUAUUUGAAGGUUGAAAUCCUAAACUUUAAAUCACCAAGAGGAUAUAUGGCCUCCUCUUGGCUUCCAGUGAUUUUCUAAAUGUGGCUUUGUCCACCACAGUAGAAUGACGGUUUCGCAUACAAUAGUUCUUGCACAUUCAGCAGCAGUUUCUGUCCUUGGCCUUUACACACUGAGAUUCCGUGGCUCUAAAUGACAAUGUUGCACAGAGAAACAUGCCCUUUGAACUGACUGAAAGUCUCUCAUGAAGUUUGGUGCAAACUGUUGAGCCACGAGCCACCCUUGUGUGGAUGAAGCCUUCAGUAGAUACUCCUUGUUUACCUUGACACUGUCACUUGUUAACCUGGUAGUUGUGGAACCUUCCAGCACAGUGUUACUUGUAUAACCAUUUCUGUCUAGCCAGCUGUACCAACGUUUUUGAGUGUGUUGCAUUUUUAUACAAUUGUAAAAUACAUUUAGGUUUGUUCAAGGUGAUUAAACGGAUGUUUCAGUUUUUUUUUAUUGCAUUUUUAGGAAGUGUCCCAACUAUCCUGGAAAUGGGUUUUGUAACUGACUUUAUAGUCGUUAUAAGGCAAACCUUAUUUCUGAGUCACUGAGUGAAAUGUUAAAAAUCCAUGUCUGCAGAUUUUAAAGAAUAAUAUAGUGAAACUAUGCUCAUGUUUGGUUGUCUACAAUAUUACCGCACGACCACUACGUCAAUGCCAAUCAGUCUUCUGGACCCUUUCACUUGGUUCCUGGUAUUCGAUCAAGGGCUAACUCGGUGUUGGAGGAACAAACACAAUUGAACUUGUAUCCAUACUGAUUUUCAAUUUUAAUUUUAAAUCAAUUUUAAGUCAAGAUAAAGUUUUUUUUUUUAUUGCAGCAUAUUUAAAUUUGAAUAUGUUGAUUUUCCAUGCACAGACCCCCCUUUUUCUUUUUGAAUGUAAUUCUGUUGUUACAGUUGACAUACUUCAGUUGUGCUUGAAAGGAGGUAACCAUAUAUUGGUUUGAUAGUUUUAAAAAAAGCAUUAGGUUAGUCUAGAAUAUUUGUCAUAUGAAAAUGUUUUAAUAAAACAAACAAAACACUUCA
Messenger RNA from Solea solea (common sole), 4440 nucleotides. It is a transcript of the gene nexn, whose product is annotated as nexilin (F actin binding protein). Gene Ontology annotation, cellular component: plasma membrane; axon. The transcript is spliced from 15 exons. The record is from RefSeq and is a predicted model, not a curated record. Gene Ontology annotation, biological process: homophilic cell-cell adhesion; dendrite self-avoidance; axon guidance. Lineage: Eukaryota; Metazoa; Chordata; Actinopteri; Pleuronectiformes; Soleidae. Gene Ontology annotation, molecular function: cell-cell adhesion mediator activity. The coding region runs from base 207 to 2801 and encodes 864 amino acids.